Messenger RNA from Triplophysa rosa, 2100 nucleotides. RefSeq names its product tubulin polymerization-promoting protein family member 2 (gene tppp2). NCBI's taxonomy places the organism in Eukaryota, Metazoa, Chordata, Actinopteri, Cypriniformes, Nemacheilidae. Gene Ontology annotation, molecular function: tubulin binding. Gene Ontology annotation, cellular component: microtubule. Gene Ontology annotation, biological process: microtubule polymerization; positive regulation of protein polymerization; microtubule bundle formation. The record is from RefSeq and is a predicted model, not a curated record. The transcript is spliced from 4 exons. The coding region runs from base 305 to 850 and encodes 181 amino acids.
GGGCGAAUGAGCAAAGAGACGACAAGAGGACAACAGGACAUGUGGUAUAGAGAGAGACAGAGAGAGAGGGAGAUGCGAGUGAUGUCAUUAUCAGUGCUGGGCUGUGCUCUCUCCUCCCCUCCAUCUCACGUCAUCGUACACACACAGGAAGGAGCAAGAACAGGGUAGACACACAAACACAAGCCCCCCCACCCCACAUACACAUCAGAGAGAAGGACGAACCACACCCUUCAGCAUCCUUUCAGAAGCAGUUUAGCAUCAGUAUCCAAGAUCAUCCUCCUCACUGUCAGUGUAAUCUGCCAGUAUGGCUGAGGGUUCAGGCGAGGUUUCACUGGCAGAGGUUGAGACAUCAUUCCGUAAAUUCGCUGUUCAUGGAGACACCAAGGCGACGGGGAAGGAGAUGAAUGGGAAAAACUUUGUUAAGCUGUGUAAAGACAGCAAGGUCAUCGAUGGGAAAAAUGUCACCAGCACGGAUGUGGAUAUUGUCUUCAGCAAAGUCAAGGCAAAGACAGCACGUGUCAUUACAUUUGAGCAGUUCACUCAAGCCAUGUCUGAACUGGCUCCCAAACGUUUUAAAGGGAAAAGCCAGGAGGAGGCAGUACAGCUUCUCUACGGUCUCAUUGCCGGACAAGGACCCGCCAACAUAGGUGUCACUAAAGUGGCAAAAGCAGCUGCUGUGGACAGGUUAACAGACAGCAGUAAGUACACUGGCUCUCAUAAGGAACGCUUUGACGGAUCAGGAAAAGGAAAAGGCCGUGCAGGGAGGGAGGAUAUCCCUGAUACCAGUGGAUACGUCUCGGCAUACAAAGGCCAAGACACCUUUGACGACAAAGUCAAAGAGAAUGAAUGAGAGAGAAAUAACUGAAAUGAGACAAAUGCAUUAUGUAUAUGACAUAAUGUGCGAAGUCUUGCUGGUUUCUGUUAGCAACUGGCUUGCAUGCAAAACAAAUCCCUUGCUACAACACUGCAUGAACAUCAAGCUCAAACACGUAGCUUUACAAAUAUUGUAUAAUUGAUUUAUAUUUAUAAUGCACUCUAUGUCUCAAUGUUUACCAUCAAAAAGGCAAUGUUUGUUCUAACAUGUAGCUUUCUGUCUGUCUGGCAAUACCUAUGUUAUGCCCUAUUGGGGAGUAAGUAGUCAGGCUAUUAACUUCAUUUUCAGUAGUGUGGCAGUAUACCCGCUGUUGAAAACAGUGCAGCUUUCCAGAAAUUAGCUAAUUUAUGCAAUAAGUGACAAUUUUAAGGUAAAUGCUACUAGUCAUUAUUUAUUUUUUAUUUUAUAUUUAUGAUAGUUUAAUCAAGUUACUCUGAGAUCAGUCAUUCACACCCCUCAUCUUCUACCAGAAAAAAUACAAUAAAUCUAAUAGUAAUUAGUAAAAUAUAUGACCAGGUAUUUAUAAGUUAUUGCACCUUAUAGCUUCAGUGUAGUUAGCUGUCAUUUCUUAGUAGUCUGUAGUGUAGCUUAAAAGCUCCGGUGUGUAAUUUUUUGGACGAUCUAUUGACAGAAAUGCAAUAUAAUACAUAAAUGUGUCUUCAGAGGUGUAUAAAGACCUUACAUAAUGAAGCGUUAUGUUUUUAUUACCUUAGAAUGAGCUAUUUCUAUCUACAUUCACCGCAGGUCCCCUUGCAUGGAAUUCACUAUGUUGUUCCUAAAUGGACAAACUGCUCUACAGAGCGCGUUUUGUAAAUAAGUUAUCUCCUUCAGCAAUGAAGCGAAAACGUGAUGACAUCUUUGUUCUGUGUCAACCUCCAUAGUGCUUUGAAAGGGGUGGAGUGAGCCAUUGGUUGCAAUUCACAACCAUUGGUUGCAAUUAGAUGCCGCUAAAUUUCAUUUGGACCUUUAAUUGGUAGCAUGACUGUAGUUUAACAUCAAUAAAAUAUGUGUAGAAUGUAGUUUAAAAAGUUUUAAAAUAGCUUCCCCAAAACUGCUAUUUAGCUACAUGUAAAGAGAAAAAAACUCUUCUAAUAACGUUGAACCCACAGAACAGCUUUCCUUGUAGAAAAUGACUUUUCUUUGAGAGAUUGCACUAGUCUCUCAUCACAUAUUGAAUUUGGUAGCAAGCAUACAUGCCUUAAUUUAUUUUAUUUUAUUAAAAUUAA